Molecule: messenger RNA, 1173 nt
Organism: Drosophila bipectinata
Lineage: Eukaryota; Metazoa; Arthropoda; Insecta; Diptera; Drosophilidae
Product: putative gustatory receptor 59d
Biological process (GO): sensory perception of taste
Cellular component (GO): membrane
Source: RefSeq, a predicted model, not a curated record
AUGCCUGACCCGGUCAAAUGGUGCAUAUGUAUCGGCUACUUUUACGGUCGGCUCACCGGAGUCUUGAACUUCGAGAUCGACCUAAAAACGGGUCGCACCCGGGUCACCAAUCGGGCCAACCUGUACGCAGCUCUCGCCCAAAUAGUACUGACAUACUUUCUGGUCCAUCAGGCGAUGGAAGUGAAGUUCUUUCGACUUUUUUGGUGGCAAGCCAAUAUUCUCCACGAGGUCGUGUAUUUGGCGAUGGCAGGAUUCAGGCUGGGCUGCAUCCUGAUAUCCCUAGUGAGUCGCUGGCUAUACCGCCGUCACUUCAUCCGGCUGUUCCACUCUUUCCGCUGCCUGGUCCACGAGCACCCAGAGAUCACACAGUGCUGCCGCGUCGGGAUCGUCAGCAAGUGCUUUUUCUCCACCGCCCUGGACGCUCUGAUGCUUCUGAUGGGCCUGGUCAUGAUGUGGCAGCACCUAACCGUAUUUAUGGUUCUGCAGAUAUGUUCAGUUUCGAUCCUUACGGCCGUCAUAAAUGUGAUCAUAACCCAGUACCACGUAGCCAUUGCCAUUAUAAGAGGGCGCUACACCCUCCUGAUUAGGGAACUUGGGAGUAUCAUGGCCGAAGCUCAGACGUUGGUGCCAAGCGGAGUCGGAGUCUUUGUGACAAGGUGCUGCGCCCUGGCCGACAGCUUGGAUGAACUGGCCGCAGCACAAUCCAACCUGCAAGCUCUUACGGAAUGUUUGUCGAAGACCUACGGUCUGCAGAUUCUAAGCAUGUUCAUGGCGUAUUAUCUGAACUUUGUGGGAACUGCCUACUUGAUCUUCAGUGUCGGGAAGUACACAAACAUCACGGAAAACUGGCCACCUCUCUUCAAGGCUCUGGCAGCGGCCUACAUGGUGAUCUUCAUUAGCGACUGUUAUCUAUGUACGUACAACCCCUUUCGGCUCCUCAACUCCCACUCUGAGUUGUCUGCACUUCUGAAGCAAAGAUCUACCCUGCCGCCUGGAUUGGACCCACGUUUGGAAAUAGCCUUUGAAAACUUUGAACUGAACCUGGCGCGGAAUCCCCUGACUCUGUCCUUCUUCGGGGCCUACACCAUUGACCCUGCCUCUCUAUUUGCCGUGAUGAACUCCCUUAUAACAAACGCAAUACUCCUAAUACAAUACGAUGUAGAGAACUACUAA